Molecule: messenger RNA, 756 nt
Organism: Ostertagia ostertagi
Lineage: Eukaryota; Metazoa; Nematoda; Chromadorea; Rhabditida; Trichostrongylidae
Source: the annotation of a GenBank genome assembly
AUGAUUGUUACAACGAUGGGUUCGGUUGUGCAAUUAUUCAUAUUUCGUUGGCAAGCUAUGCUUAUGAAGGACCAUGUACUGCGACUCAACAAGAAAUUGAUUUAUGCUAUAUGCUUUACUUUUUUCAUUCUAUUCAACGGCGCUGUGAUAGCAGCCGGAUAUACCAUGCCGAAUCGUAUCGAGGAACUGAAGCCAAUGUACACUCAGAAUUUCUCCUGCGUGGCCGAAAUGAUCGACCUACGCGGAGUUCAGUACUUCAAGCAGGGUGAUUACCAACGGCUAUUCCUAGUUACUACCGUGGGAGCGUCUAUAGUUGUCACCAUGGCGUUAAUUCUAGUCUACUUGACGUCUCGUUCACUUCAGAACAAGAACGUCUCCCAAAAAACACUCGACAUGCAAAGAAGAUAUCAAAUCUCGCUGAUCUUACAGGUAGUGACUCCUAUUUUCGUUGUGAUUGCGCCUGGCUGUGCAGUUAUGAUGUUUGGAGCGUUCUCAGACAUCUACCUAUCGAUUUCGUUCACCCUCCAUAUACAAGUGAUCACCAACAUUGUGUUGUGUUUAAUCUCGGCCCAUGGGCUAUUUGGCACUAUUAUCAUGAUUCUUGUUAACCAACCGUAUCGACGUUUUGCCACCGAUUGCUUACUCAGAGUGUUCAGCGUAUGUAUGCGUACGAAAUCCAUGGAAUCGGAAAUGCGUCGACGCAGAUCGAGUCAAGUACGAGACGCUCGGCUCUCGUCUUUGACAGGCAACAACUAA